Messenger RNA from Varanus komodoensis (Komodo dragon), 3727 nucleotides. RefSeq names its product 5'-3' exonuclease PLD3-like. Gene Ontology annotation, molecular function: catalytic activity. The record is from RefSeq and is a predicted model, not a curated record. NCBI's taxonomy places the organism in Eukaryota, Metazoa, Chordata, Lepidosauria, Squamata, Varanidae. The transcript has 13 exons. The coding region runs from base 85 to 2142 and encodes 685 amino acids.
UCUUCUGGGGUAGAGCGGAAGGAGCGCUAAGCUGGCGCUGCGGAGCCCCGCAGGUCCGUCCGUCCGUCCGUCCCCCAAAGCCACAUGAGGAAGAAAGAACCCAAGCGUCCGGGCUCGAGGGAAACCCCUCUGCGGAGAUCCAGUCGCCUGCAGCAGGAGAAAGUUGGGGCACAGGGAAUGACAAGCUCAGAGAAACCACAAGGCGCAGGAGGAAGUCUCUCCAGGGAUGUUCUUCAGCCCCGGGAGAGCAUCAGAGCAUACCGGAACCGGGUGGAGGCAGCCAGGGACCGCUCGCCCAGUCCACCCAGUCCAGCCAGGGGUCCCUUGGCACUCUCAGAACCACGACCUCAGACAGAAAGUGGGCAGCCCGUGUUGGAACAAGACACGACGCUGUUCCCUUUUGUCAGGCUGAGACGACUGGCUGCUUCUCAGGAAGAUGGGCCUCCCCCACAGCAAAACAGGGCAAAGGAGCUGCAGAAACCAAACAUUGACUGGGAAGUGGUGAAAGACGAAAGGGCACGGCUGCAGGUACUGGAAGCGCGGAGGCUCCGAGGAGGCAAGCCGGUGCCUCCGGAAGACAAGCCAACGCCAACCCUGCACGGCGAGAUGGACAGCAAAGGCCCCAGGUGGCAGGCCAGGCCGACAAUGAGCGCCGAGUUCAAGAGGCCGGCCGAGAAGGCCAGACCUUCCGCGGGGCAGAGCACAGCGCUGCCCGCAGAAAACACCAAAGCGUGGAGCAGGCCUCUCCGGUCUCGUUCCACGCUCGGCUCUCUGCUCGUCUUGCUUAUCCUGGGCCUUGGCUGCUGGCUCGUUUGGGAACACGGAAGCCCUUCAUCUUUGCUGGGGAUAAUGGGGUAUGGACAGCUGACCUGGAGUGGCUUUCCAAAGCUGUGGAGUAGGACGGAAGAGUGCAGCUCGCAAUGCAGCUUGGUGCUCGUGGAAAGCAUCCCAGACACUCUGAAGUACCAGUCCCUGAAACCUCACAAUCCAACCACCUACCAGGCCUGGAUGGACCUUCUGGCCAGAGCCAAUAGCAGUGUGGAGAUCGCGGCUUUCUACUUUACCCUCCGAGAUUCAGAUGUGCAUGUACAGGAUCCUUCCUCGUGGCAGGGAAAGGCAAUUUUCGAGUCGCUGCGGGACCUGCCUUCUCGUGGGGUGAUGCUCAACAUUGCUGUGAACAGCCCCCAGAUGUCCGAGAACGACACGGCCGAAUUGGCCCAACAUGGGGCGGACGUGCGGCACGUGGACAUGAGGCGCCUGACGGGCGGCAUCGUGCACACCAAGCUGUGGGUGGUGGACCAGCGGCACGUCUACCUCGGCAGCGCCAACAUGGACUGGCGCUCCCUCACGCAGGUGAAGGAGCUGGGCGCCGUCCUCUACAACUGCAGCUGCGUGGCUCGGGACUUACACCGCAUCUUUGCCAUCUACCGCAUCCUGGGCAAGGAGGGCGCUGCCAUCCCGGCGGUGUGGCCUGUGGGGCUUGCUGCCCAGUCCAGCGUGAGCCACCCGUUGAAGCUGCAACUCAACGGCACCAGUGCGGAGCUGUAUCUUUCUAGCUCCCCGCCAGCCCUGUGCUCCCAAGGACGGACACCAGACCUCUCCGCCAUCCUGAACACCAUCGACGAUGCGGAAGACUUCGUCUACAUUGCCGUGAUGGAUUACGAGCCUCAGUGUUCGUUCUGCAAACCCAGAAGGUUUUGGCCCGUCAUCGACGACGCCUUGCGCACUGCGGCCUGUGAGCGCCGGGCGAACGUGCGUCUCCUCGUCAGCUGUUGGCAGCACUCCAAGCCGGCCAUGUUUGUCUUCCUGGAGUCGCUGCGCGUCCUCAGCCACGAGCCGCUGCGUUGCCCCAUUGAAGUGAAACUCUUUGUGGUUCCCUCGGAGGGGGAGCAGCCCCCGAUCCCGUAUGCCCACGUCAAUCACAACAAAUACAUGGUAACAGACCGAGUGGCCUACAUCGGUACCUCCAACUGGUCAGAAGAUUAUUUUGUCAACACCACUGGCGUGGGGCUGGUCAUCAAAGAGUCUGAGGCUGCCCCAGGACGCAGCCUUCGCCAACAGCUGGAGGACGUCUUCCUCCGGGACUGGACCUCUCCCUAUGCUUUCCCGCUCAGCCACCACUGGGAGUGUGCCAAGAAAUGAGGGGGUGCCGGGCCCCCUGGAGGAAGGGCCCUCGGCCCUGGAACCACGGCUCUGAACGACUCCAAUCUUUUGAAGGGACACGGGCCAGGAAGGGACCACACUCGCUCGCUGAUACUGCUGUCUGAACCCCAGCUUUGGGGUGCUUUGGCGCAGGGAGGGGGACCGUGUGCCUCGCCAGAUGCUGGACUGCAAUUCCCAUCAGCCAUCACCAUUGGCUUUGCCGGCAAGGGCCGGCGAGAGUGGCAGCCCAGCAGCCACAGGCCUGCUCCCCCCCCCCCCCCGCCGUCCUGCCAGCAGAAAUGUGAACUCGUAACAGGAAAAAGAAGGGAAUUUUUAUUGUCUCGGCUAGGGAGGGAGGGAGAAAUCCGUUGCAAGCUGUGUUCCUCCACCCUGCUUCCCUGCAGCCGUGGGGAUGCCGGGGUUGUGGCCCAAACUGCAAGCUGAAGCAUUAAAAGGGACAGAGGUUCAACCCCUCGGCCUGCCCUUCCCUAACGGCAGAGCACAACGCUUCCCGUCCAUAUGCCUCAACCACUUUUCGGAGAGCAGAAGCCCUCCCCUUCCCUGAUCUUCUCUUCUCCGGGAUACAGAGUACCCCUCUGUCCCUCCUGGCCUUUCGGACUCCUCACCGUCCUGGCCGUGCCCUUCUCUGGCCACACUGUCAGGAGACUUAAAUCGGGCACCUGGCACUGCCUCCCCCUUGGAAGUUUCGUGACUGGAACCUGGGGAGGGAGCCCGGAGCCCACGAAAGAGGCUAGCGAGCCCCUUCCCUGGCAAAAAUCGAGCAAGCGCUAAAGAGCCAGAGCGAGGUGAGGGGAAGCGGAAAAAUUUGGUGGGAAGGCACUGGCGUUCGCCUGCCGAUACAGCCACGCUUCCGGUGCCUGUGCAAUUUGGAAAGGCGAUCCCACUGGAACCAGGGCUAUGCCACCUCUGGCUGCAUAUUCUCCAGGGCUUUUUUUAUUCCAGGGGCUUGGAUAUGGGCCAUUUUUAAAUGAAUUUUUAAAUGAAUUCAUUUGAAAUGAACUGAAUUUCAUUUUUAAAUGAGUUUAAAUGAUUUUUUUAGAUGAAUUCGGGGGGUGUUGCUUUUUUGUGUGGAUCAUAGAUACCGGGAAAAGUUCCGCUGGAAAGAAACGGACAGGGAAUCUUUCCUCGGGUUGUUUUGUUUCAAAGCUCCGUUGAUUAAACAGAUCUAUUUUUCUCAGGGAGAAUGCUUGAAGUGAGAAUGGAAGUGCCUUGAAGUCUAUAUUUUUUAAGCAUAACGUAAGGGAAAUGGAUGGCUCUUGAAGGGGUGAGCACCCCCUCCCUUGCAGCUUUUAUUUUCAGCUUUCGGGGAGCUGCUCCGGGCAGUCCAUGGUGGUGGUCCUGUUCUGGGGAGGAAGCUAAGCACAGGGAAUGCUCCCCAAAGCUCAAAAUGAAGGCUGCAAUGGGGCAGGCCCAUGGAUGCCGGAGGCCCCGGCCUUCCUGGGCAGAGCACCUUCCGUGGGCUUGUGGAACGGCAGGGUGGAGGGAGGAAGGGGCAUUCGCUUUCUCUGGCAGAGUUUAUUUUUGAUAUUAUGCCGAUUUUUAAAUAAAGAAGUGCCAAAUGUCA